UGAGUUUGUUGCGCAAUCAUACCGCGUUGCAAAAAGUAUUCAUAUAUCUGACAAUAUGAUCGGUCUCGGCGAUGUCACAGAAUUAGGAGGAUGGGAUGUGGUGGUAUUCGUAUUCGUGGUUUACGUGAUUUGUGUAGUGUUCUUGAAGAAGUCCACAAAAGACGUACGUCCGGAUGAGGGAGAGGAAGAGGAUGCUCCGGAUGGUCUUCCACCCAUGCAGAAGAGGGAUUUCACUGUGGAAGAGUUGCUACCAUUUGACGGCGUACGAAAUGAACGAAUUCUUAUGGCUAUUUGUGGGACGGUAUUUGAUGUGACGAAAGGAAGCUUAUUUUAUGGCCCUGAAGGUGCAUAUGCUAAAUUGGCAGGUCACGAUGCGACGCGAGCAUUGGCGACGAUGGACGUCACUUUGGUCAAAGAUACUCCAGAUGACCUAAGGGACGUUUCGGAUUUGGAUCUUAAUACAGCGAAAGAAUGGAUGCAGUCAUUCAUGUACAAAUAUCCUGUUGUGGGGAAAUUGCUGGCCGAGGGCGAAGAGCCGACCGAUUACAAAGACGAAUUUGCAUCGUUAUAAACUGCUCAGAAUUCUAAUAUCAUCCGUAAGAUUAAGAUGUCUCAAAUUUGCUUACGACUGUUUUAUUGGAAUAACCAUUAUAUUUACUGUUCUGUAAAUUUUAUUACAAAUUGUUAUCGUUGCUUAUUUUAUCCAUGGUGUUGGGAGAGGAACCACCUAAUAUGAGUAUCUGAGUUACUUGUGGUGCAUCGGGUUGUACGUUGUUUUUCAUUACCUCUCACUUUCACAUGUUGCUUAUAUCCUUCUUCUCCAUUUUGUUGCAGUUAUUUUAUUACUGAUACUAACAUCUGUCAUCUUCUACAUUAGCUUGAAUUCAUCAAAAUUCCGAAAUAAACG
Loa loa (African eye worm) is the source of this 907-nucleotide messenger RNA. RefSeq lists its product as hypothetical. The coding region runs from base 56 to 571 and encodes 171 amino acids. The record is from RefSeq and is a predicted model, not a curated record. The transcript has 3 exons. Gene Ontology annotation, cellular component: membrane; endomembrane system. Lineage: Eukaryota; Metazoa; Nematoda; Chromadorea; Rhabditida; Onchocercidae.